This is a messenger RNA of Parasteatoda tepidariorum (common house spider), 1152 nucleotides long. RefSeq names its product negative cofactor 2 alpha (gene NC2alpha). The record is from RefSeq and is a predicted model, not a curated record. Gene Ontology annotation, biological process: transcription by RNA polymerase II. Lineage: Eukaryota; Metazoa; Arthropoda; Arachnida; Araneae; Theridiidae. Gene Ontology annotation, cellular component: negative cofactor 2 complex; nucleus. Gene Ontology annotation, molecular function: protein heterodimerization activity; RNA polymerase II general transcription initiation factor activity; core promoter sequence-specific DNA binding.
CCCUCUAACAACUCAAAAGUGAAACAGUGAGCGCGCGCGGCACUUUCACCUCCUAAUAUAUGCGUAUUUUAUUAAUUAAUCGAGUCACUGCAUUUAAUUUAAUUGUUUUAACAUAGUGAUUAUUAUGGAAUGAAGCUUUUAAUUGAGAUACAUUUUAUUUAAAUAUGUGUCUUUAAUUUAGCAUUCAGUACUUUUUAACGUGAUUGAUGUGUAUAAAAGGAUGGCGGAAUAUACAACGGAAAUAAGUGUAUAAAAGUGGAUUAAGUCAUUAUAAAAACAAGCUACAUUUGUGUUAAAUAGCAACGUUUUGAGCCGAUUAAUUGGUGAAAAUUAUGCCUAGUAAAAAGAAGAAAUAUAAUGCAAGAUUUCCACCUGCUCGCAUCAAAAAGAUAAUGCAAACAGAUGAAGAUAUAGGAAAAGUUGCUGCUCCUGUCCCUGUGAUCAUUUCUCGAGCUUUAGAGCUUUUUGUUGAAUCAUUGGUUACAAAGACAAGUCUUAUAACUAAAAGUCGUAACGCCAAAACAUUAACCUCAUCUCAUCUGAAAGCAUGUGUUUUAGCUGAUAACAACUUCAAAUUCUUAAGGGAUUUAGUAUCAUCGGUUCCUGAUGUUCAAGGGGAAGAAGAGCAAAUGAAUCCUUGCAUUACAGAUGACAAUAUUCUCUCUGGCAAUGAUCAUGAAGUUCGCUCAGUUAGGGGAAGACGACCGAAAGAUAAAGGCACAAGUGAAGAUAGUGCGGGACCCAGCCAUUCUACUGCUGAUGAGUCUGAAACGUGGAGUGCAGAAGAAGAUGGAGAAGAGGAUACUGACUGCAGUACAGAUUCUGCUCCAUCUCAUUCUGUUAUUUCUUCACUGCCAUCAGCACCCAUUCCUCCUUUACCUUGUAAUGUCGCUUUUGCAGCAAGUGCGUCUCAUCAUUAUGUUCCUCACCUGCAACCUGUCUCUAACAACAGUACAUCCAACAAUAUUGAUGAUGAUUAUGACUCUUGACAUUCUUGAGCAGAUUAUUUUUAUUUCUCUCUCUCUCUAGUAGCAUUUGUAGAACCAACAACACAACUGCUGCCAGUCUGCCAACUGAUUGAACUGACUUUGUUAGAUUGAAUUUAAAAGACAUUUACAUGCAUACAAUAUGCAUCACCCAUUGUUUUAAAAA